This is a messenger RNA of Protopolystoma xenopodis, 591 nucleotides long. The record is from the annotation of a GenBank genome assembly. NCBI's taxonomy places the organism in Eukaryota, Metazoa, Platyhelminthes, Monogenea, Polystomatidea, Polystomatidae.
AUGUUCUCGCGUCCCCGAAGCCUCAAAACGACGAUCGACGACCCUCGGCUUGUACGCUCCGCUAACACGGGCUGGCAAUUUGGUGGUGGACGGUGUGAUCGUCUCCUGUUACGCCUCCGUGGUCAGCGAAUGGCUCGCCUGGCUGGCCAUGCUGCCCAUCUUCCUUUGGCACACGUUGUUGCAAAUGACGCCGCAAAGGGAGGCGGAUGUCGUGGAGACGCCCGACGGGCCGACGAUGAUGCAGGUCUACACUGCAUUCCUGCAGUUUCUCGCCGACUGGCUGUUGCCAAAUCAACUCUUCUAUCAGGAGAUGGAUGUACAUUUCAUGAAGUCCCCAUGCCCAUUCGACAGACCGACAUAGCGACCAACAAGUUGGCGGCGGAAAAGCAGAAUUCACUCGACUCAUGUGAUGACGAGCUGAGAUUGAAUGCUGUAAGGAGAUCUGUGUUCCUUUUCAACUUGCUCCAAACACCGUUAAUACACAUUCAACUGGUGCCAGUCUGGUAUGAUCGGUACAUGACGGCCACGGGUACAUUUACAGGGUUGUGCAGAACCGGCGAGGCCGAACAGAGUCCUUCCCUCCACCCUUAA